Molecule: messenger RNA, 546 nt
Organism: Naegleria gruberi
Lineage: Eukaryota; Heterolobosea; Eutetramitea; Acrasida; Naegleriidae
Exons: 2
Coding region: 1-546 (181 amino acids)
Biological process (GO): SRP-dependent cotranslational protein targeting to membrane
Cellular component (GO): membrane; endoplasmic reticulum
Source: RefSeq, a predicted model, not a curated record
AUGUCAACCAGACUCGCCGCUAAGAAGGAAGACGAAAAAGUUUUGACCCAACUCGUAAGAGAAGCCAAAAAGGACAGAACUAUCAACUUUAAUCAAAAUCUCUUCUUCUAUCUUGUAGCAUUAGUUUCCACUAUUUUACCAUCAUAUCUUUUCCAAGGAGUUUUGAAUUUGGAAUUCACUGGAGGUACUAUUUUACUCUUCCUCAUCGUCUCUUGUGUUUCUGCUUAUUUCCUUUCUAAAGCUUAUGUUUUCAAUUAUUUGCGUAAGAAGCCAAUUUUGACUGAUAACUAUGAAAAGAUUGUUACCAAUGCUAAGGGUUCAUUCAACAAGAAGGAUAAGGAAGAAGCUUAUGCCAAGAAGGAUAAGUUGGCUGAAUUAGGAGCUACUGGUCACGCUUUGUUCAUUUCUAACAUUAUCUUCUUCGCUUUGGUUUUGUUCUUCUCUUUCUAUUCCUUGAAGAGAAUUGAUGUCCGUAUCAACUAUGUUGCUUCAUUGUUGUUGUCUUCAUUUGGUGUGAACUACAUCUCCAAGCCAAGAUCUGCUUAA